AGGAGCACAGAGGUAGCAGUCCUGAUGUGUCCCUUCCCAGUCAAAAGACACACUGCAGGACUGUCGCGGGCGAGGCACAGACCAACGCGACUAGAAAUCAGGCUGGCUGGCUUCUCCCGACCAGCCCCACGGCACGGCAUGAUGUCAUGGGAGCUGCCACUCAGCGAGAUGAAAGGGAUGCGGCACAGCCCGCUGGCACUAGGCAGCCCCGCUGGGGCACCGCGAGAGAAAGCUGCGGAUCCAGCGACUCAGUCCAGGCCGGGGAAAGCCUGCUCUCCAGAGCCGAGGCAGAACAACGUUUCCCACGUUUAACAAAAGAACGUGUGGCCAGGGAGGCGGGAGCCCAGCUAAGAACCCGAGGGUGGCGAACUUUCUAGAUCUGCGUGCCUGGGAGAAACACUCUGAUGAGAGCCAUGGCUUUAAAGGUCCGGCGUGAGCAAGGGAGAGUGCUCUUGAUCACCGUGCUUUUCCUAGGCUAUUUGUCCUGUAAAGUGAUUUGUGAAACUGGAGACUGCAGACAGCAAGAAUUCAAGGAUCGGUCUGGAAAUUGUGUCCUCUGCAAACAGUGUGGGCCUGGCAUGGAGUUGUCCAAGGAAUGUGGCUUCGGCUAUGGAGAGGAUGCACAGUGUGUGCCCUGCAGGCCGCACAGGUUCAAGGAAGACUGGGGCUUCCAGAAGUGCAAGCCAUGUGUGGACUGUGCGCUAGUGAAUCGCUUUCAGCGGGCCAACUGCUCACACACCAGUGACGCCGUCUGUGGGGACUGCUUGCCCGGAUUUUACCGGAAGACCAAACUUGUGGGUUUUCAAGACAUGGAGUGUGUGCCCUGCGGAGACCCACCUCCUCCUUACGAACCACACUGUACCAGCAAGGUGAACCUUGUGAAGAUCUCGUCCACAGCCUCCAGCCCUCGGGACACAGCCCUGGCUGCCGUCAUCUGCAGCGCUCUGGCCACGGUGCUGCUCGCCCUGCUCAUCCUGUGUGUCAUCUACUGCAAGAGGCAGUUCAUGGAGAAGAAACCCAGCUGGUCUCUGCGGUCACAGGACAUUCAAUACAAUGGCUCUGAGCUGUCGUGUUUUGACCAGCCUCGGCUCCGCCACUGCGCCCACAGGGCAUGCUGUCAAUGUCACCGGGACUCAGCCCAGACAUACGGGCCUGUUCACCUGAUUCCAUCCGUGUGCUGUGAGGAGGCCCGAAGCUCUGCCCGCGCUGCCCUUGCCUGUGGGCUGCAUUCUACGGCUACCCUUCAGGAGAGAAACGCAGCUUCGGUGGGGGACACAAUGCCAGCUUUCUUCGGGUCUGUUUCCCGUUCCAUCUGCGGGGAGUUUUCUGAUGGCUGGCCUCUGAUGCGGAAUCCUAUGGGCGGCGACAUCUCUCUUUGUGACUCUUAUCCUGAACUCAUUGGAGAAGAUAUCAACUCCCUCAGCCCAGAAAAGGAAAGCUCCACAUCUCUGGAUUCCAGCAGUGGUCAGGACCUGGCUGGGACAGCUGCUCGGGAUUCUUCUGGAAAUUUCACAGAAACUACUGACUCACCUAGAGGUGGUGAUACAGUCUGGGAGCAGACCCUAGCUCAGGAUGCUCAAAGGACUGCAAGCCAAGGAGGUUGGGAAGGCAGUGGCAACCUGAACCUAGCCACACCUGCGUCCUUCCAGGAUGCCUGAAAGCCAUCUUCCUGAAGUGGAGGUGUGGGUCUGGACACGCCUGGGUUAAGGCUUACAGACCGAGCAGUCUUUGACCUUCUAUGGCUUCUGGAAGCAAUAAUAAAUCUGAACCCAACUGGCAGCAUUUCCAGCCUUUCAACCAGUUGCCUCUGAGCCAGACCGGCUGUAAGCUGAAACCCCAGCAAGAAUCAAGGAGAGACUGUAGGCGGCCUCAGGACCCGCACAUCUUCCCUAAACAAGAACCUCAGCUGAGGGCAGUUCGGAGGACCAAUGGGUGGAAUGUGCUGCCUGCGAAAUUGUGGGCACAGCAAGACCCAGCCUGGCUCCUGCUUACAUUCAUGGUGAAUGUGGUUUCACAAGACCCAGAGUAUAAACUUUCAUAGACACUCUCUUUCAGAACUAACCCGUUACCCUACGAAAAAGCUAUGGCAGAUUCCUUACUUAGAUUUUAGUUAGAGCUCUGGGGAUUUCUAUGGAAAAAAAGUCAAUUUCUCAUCAGCAGAAUGGUACAUGUCAGUGGUUUGAAGGGGUUUUGUAGCCCUGCCUAAAUCGUGGUUUGGUGAAGUUGACUGGCCUAUCCGUUAUGAGUAGCUCUUUUGGCCUCUUCCCCACGAAUGUGUGACAGAGCUGAGAGGAGGCCUGGGUUAUGGACUGUGGUCGUGAAUGUGGUUAGAAAUGUGGCAUGAGGGGGGAGGGGGGAAAUGGCACUACCCUACUGUUAAAACCACCUACUCUGUAUAUCCUAAAGUGUGGCUAUGCGUGCCAGGGCUGGUGACUGUGGAAACGUGUGUUAGGUCUGCCCCUGUGCUGAGCUUACAAAGCCCAGGUCUCUUAGGUAGAAAGGAGAUAUUUAUAAACAUAGUAAUCUGUGAUCUGCAUCUGAGCUUAGACAAAAGGCUUCCCUACAUCCAGUGUGCUACUGAAGAACCCUUCAGUGAGCAUCCAGUGCAUAUUAGAACGAGACAUGGAAAGUGUGGUUGGCAGACAGUUUGGGAGAACAGGCUCCCUGGUGCCAUGUACCUAACCUAGGCUCUGUAAUACUCAUGGUGUUCUCAUGUGGGAGUGUUCUGUAAGGCAUUCCAUCUUCUUCCAUGAUGGCAUUUGCCUUCCAGAACAGUCUCUAAGGCUAAGGAAGUUUUUCUCUUCAUCUUAUGCCUUAUGACUUCGUUGAGCAGGAUUUACUUGGUUUCCAGGUUGAACUUACAUCAUCAGAUCUGACCUCUGCCUUUCAACCCUUUGCUCUUGUUCUGUUACAUUACACUUUGAAAAGAGCAUCAGUGUGAUAGAAUUCACUAGCAUAUCUGUUCUGAAGAUGCCCUGCUUAAAUGGGCUCUUUUACCCAACACUAAAUCCAAACAUUGAGAUGCAAUCUUCCUAGACUUUUUUAUCUUCUGUUUCCCCCCCAUGGUUUUCUCUCUUUGUAAGACAUGAGUAGAAUUUAAUGAGCCCUCUUACUGUGGCCUCUCUCUAUUCAUUAUUAUAGCUUUUGAUGUGUGUCUUCGGGCUUGUCCAUAUCUAUUGCUUCACAUGGCAUCUGUUCUUCUACCAGAUGUAGGAAGAACUUACCAUAGUGUUCCAUGGUAGUCCACAUCUGUUUUCAUGUCCACAUGGUACCCAGUCAUAACUGAUUGGCAUUUUGUUUGUGUGUCCCCAACCCUGAUGAGAAUUUGGCUUUAGGAAAGUCAUAAAAUAUUUAGGAUUUAACCAGCUGACUUCCAUGAGGGUGAAAACUGCGCUCCCCCAAAUGGCAUUCUCAUAAUGCACAUGUGUAUGCCAUUGUUUGCAACCCAAUCAUCUGUGUUAUGACAGAGAGAUGAUCAAAGCCAGCAGGGUUGUGUUCCUUUGUGUAACCUGAAUAUAUUUCCCACAUGCCGAGCCCUGAUGGACUUCAAAGACAGACACUGCUGAGGAAAGCCAGACUGAUUGGAAGUGAGACUUUGGCCCCAAAUCCCGAAACAUCACUUUCAAUCAGAAGAGAAAUGCUGAGGGUUAAAAAUUGAUUUCAUUUGAUACUGCAUUUGGAAGAUCCCAGAUUAUCAUCAAAAAGGAGACUCCUCCCACUGGCCACUCUAGAAAGAUGCAAUUGUGUUUUACAUUUUAUACUCUGUAAACAAGGGGGGGAAGCUGCAACCUGCACCCCAUGUUAUUGGAACAUCUUACAAGGCUGUUUACAAGGAGCUGGAGCGCUGAUGCCAGACACUGGGAUAGAGAGGCAUUCAGGCCUAGGGGGCACUGGUGCCACCUUCACAUGGCAGAAGCAAGGACAAGAUGGAGAAAAGGAUUGUUGGAUCAGUCAGGGCAAGUCAUGUGUUUUCUAUUUUGAAUAUAUGGAAUAUAUUUUGAAUUGUGGGGUUUUCUACUUUCAAGUUACUGCUGCUGUUACUUAGGAUAAGAACUGCUCUCUGUGUCAGAAGAAAAAGAACAGAAAAGGAAAAAGAAACAAUCAUUGCUUUUAAGAUAGUUUGUAUCAGCUUAGAUAUCAUCACAACUGUUUUACAUACUGGAAUUUAUAAAUUGUAAGUUAUCACUUUCCAAUACAAACCUUUUUUAAUGCUUUUUAAAAAUUGUGAAAUAAAAUCGAUACUUGUCA
Messenger RNA from Peromyscus leucopus (white-footed mouse), 4248 nucleotides. It is a transcript of the gene Tnfrsf19, whose product is annotated as TNF receptor superfamily member 19. Lineage: Eukaryota; Metazoa; Chordata; Mammalia; Rodentia; Cricetidae. Gene Ontology annotation, biological process: positive regulation of canonical NF-kappaB signal transduction; positive regulation of JNK cascade. The record is from RefSeq and is a predicted model, not a curated record. Gene Ontology annotation, molecular function: protein binding; signaling receptor activity. Gene Ontology annotation, cellular component: plasma membrane. Bases 405 to 1658 code for a protein of 417 amino acids. The transcript has 10 exons.